GAAUGCGUAAUUGGAGAUCAGCGUUUAUAAUGAUAAAGUCUCUUUUCAGAAGUCAUGAUUUGGUACUUGCUACCAAAAUAUCUCUCAUUAGAUGCUUUGUAUUUUCUACCUUAUUAUACGGAGUAGAGGCCUGGACACUUUCCAAAGCUUCCUUAAGAAAACUCGAGGCAUUAGAGAUGUGGUGUUACAAACAUAUCUUAAGAAUUUCAUGGGUAGAUCGUGUGACUCAUGUUGACUAACGUAGAAUAGGCAAGGAAUGCGAGAUUAUUAACACCAUCAAAGAGCGCAAACUAGAAUAUCUUGGCCAUAUUAUGAGGAAUGAACGGAGAUACGGCUUAUUGCAACUCAUUCUUCAGGGCAAGGUAUUUGGAAAGAGAGUACCAGGGAGAAGAAGAAUAUCUUGGUUUCAAAACUUGAGAAUGUGGUUUAAUACAUCGACAACCGGACUAUUCAGAAUAGCAGCAAGCAAAAUUAGGAUAGCCAUGUUGAUCGCCAACAUCCGGAACGGAGAG
This is a messenger RNA of Diabrotica balteata, 512 nucleotides long. Lineage: Eukaryota; Metazoa; Arthropoda; Insecta; Coleoptera; Chrysomelidae. The record is from the annotation of a GenBank genome assembly.